Molecule: messenger RNA, 1633 nt
Organism: Durusdinium trenchii
Lineage: Eukaryota; Dinophyceae; Suessiales; Symbiodiniaceae
Source: the annotation of a GenBank genome assembly
ACCAUCCAAAGAGUGUCUUCUUUGGACCUUCAUCCACUGGCCCCGCUCACAUGGACGGCCCGACCUGCCGCAUUUGCUUCGGCGAGGAGCAACCGGGCGAUAAGAACUUGGCGUUGAUCUCGCCCUGCCACUGCGAGGGCUCGCAGAAGUUCAUUCAUGUCGCAUGCUUGCGCAAGUGGCAACGCACUGUGCAGCUGGGCGGUUCCAACCAUCCGGAUGAGCGCGACACCGAGGACCGGCACUGUGUGUGUAACGUGUGCAAGGGGACCUUCGAUGUGCCACCACAGGAUCGCGCGGAGAUGAUGUCCGACCUCGCCGGCGUGACGCCCGGCCGCGUGGCCCCCGCCAUGCUCUUGGUCUCCAAGCGCUGCUCCGAGUCCUCGGCCUCGGGCAUCGACAACUUGGCGAUCCGCGCCUUCAUCGAGGCCAAAGCGGCGCACUUCCGUCGGGCUGUCUACAUGCUCACGGAGAUCUCCCCCGGCGCCAGCGAUGGCAGCGACGUGGUCCUGGGCGUGAACUUGUGCCGCACCCUGGAGGCGCCCAACGUGGAAGGCCUCCACUGCGAGGACGUCACAGGGGACAUGCUGCAGCAGCUACGUCAAGAGGGCGUCGACGUGCUGUGGAUGAACGGAGGCCCCGUGAAGCCCCGCCACGUCUGCGCCGUGACCGUGCUCCGCACGCAGCGCGCCGUUUCAGCGCUAUCCACGUCCAGUGGCUGCAGGGCGUUGAUCAGAGGAGACGACGAUGGGCAAGUGGUCUACGGCACCUUGGCGUCGGUGUUGACCUUGGCCCAGGAGGAGUCCGACGCCUUGAGCGAGACGGUGACGGUCCUCGCCUGGGCGGGCUAUGCCCAAUGGAGCCGUACGCAGCUCUUGGGCGAGAUGGCCCGUGGCAGCUGGGGCUGGUGUGAUGGCACGCUGGAGGACAUCAAAGAGUCGGCCUCCGGCACGGGCCACGGCCUCUGGGAGCACUUGCGGCACCACAGCGAGCGCCUCAGCUGGGCACCCAGCAAUGAGUUGUCCCGGGACUUCGAGCAGCGGUUCCCCCCGCAGCGCCAGGCGGAGGAUGCGCAGGGCGAAGUGGUCACUGCCCUGGUGCAGCAGUUCGAGACCAUGAGGAGAGACAGUGCCACCGACCGCGCAUCUUGGCGCCGACCGAGAAGUGGAUGUGGCCAACAGUGAAGGCGCAUGGCGAUGGCGAGGGAAUUUCUUGGAAUCACAGAUGAUCAGAUUGGCUGUGAAGAGACAAUCUGAAGCUGGUUCUGUGAGAUUCUGUUAGAUCUUCUGAUGCUGUGAAGCACUUCCUUAUUUUCGUUGGUGAAAGUAGUUUUAUUCUGCUGGGCGUUGACAUGUAGAAUUGCGUGGAGAUGUGCUGCUCUCACAGCACCUGAAAACCCCUCGGACCCUCACAGUUGACAGUCCAAGUGACCAAGCUGACCCAGCAUCUGAGUGGUGAAUCCGUUCUUCUCCCUGAAAGCUCUCCUUGGUCGAACAUCGUCAUGGGGGAGCUCAUUUCCUCGCACGAGGUCACUCCCAGUACUUAGCUUGCUUGAAGCAACUGCGACACGUCAAGAGCUGCAGUUCCAUCACCAACAUUGUCGAUAGUUGGGACCUGGAAAGUAGCUGGCUGUCAG